Molecule: messenger RNA, 2464 nt
Organism: Entelurus aequoreus (snake pipefish)
Lineage: Eukaryota; Metazoa; Chordata; Actinopteri; Syngnathiformes; Syngnathidae
Gene: kif2c
Product: kinesin family member 2C
Exons: 22
Coding region: 253-2364 (703 amino acids)
Biological process (GO): microtubule-based movement
Molecular function (GO): microtubule motor activity; microtubule binding; ATP binding
Source: RefSeq, a predicted model, not a curated record
ACGGCACAACGACGACGACCAAUCAGAAAUGAGUUCAGUUUAAAUGUUGGGGCGGCUUUGAAAUUUGAAACAGGUGGCGAGUAAACGACUCUGACUACGUAAAGACAAGAAAGCAAGAAAAAAGAAGACAGGACGACGGCUCUCCCGUCAAUACGUCACUUUAAACCCAUGGAAGCAGGAUCUGCUUUGAACAGCGACAACAAAGCUUUAGCAUCACUUUAAGAUAGCACGCCGUAGAAGACGAAAGAGAAAAUGGAGUCCAAGUUGUCUCGGCUGCUUGUUGGACUUUCUGUACAAAUUAGUCGCAGUGACGGCCGCGUGCAUCUUGCUACUGUCAAGUCUGUGGACAACGCCAAGUCUACUGUGAUGGUGGAGUGGAAGGAGUUCGAUACUUGUCGAGGGAAAGAGAUUGAUGUGAGGGAGUUAUAUGUACUUAAUCCAGAGCUGCUGGUCCACAUACAAGAUUUCUUCAACAAAGCUGCUGAGCCAAACUCUCCUCCUCCUGAGAAACAUCUGUUGUUUUUGCAGAAGUGCGAGGGUCGACUGCGCCCAUCGAAGAUUCCUGGCCCACCGACCUCCUCAACUCCAGCAGCGACUCAGGCUGGCGUGUCAGUUGUCAGCCGGGUGGCUCAGACCAGGCAGACAUGCAAGUUCCAGCCUCCAGCUGCUGUCUCUGCACGGGGAUCUUCAGAGGAACCUACUGAGACGAUUGCUCCUGAAAAACCCACUUCCACGUUCCUCUCAAACUCUGAGAUUCGUAAUGUCAAGCAGGAGGCUGAACCGUCUGUGUCACUGCAUCUGGUGCGAGAGGCUGUAAAAGAAAAUGAUGAACCUGUGAAGAAUCCUCCACCGUUCACUAAAGGCAAAAGGAAGACUCUGGUUCACCAAGAGCUCAACAAAGGCAACAAGAGAGUCAGCAUGAUCAAACCCUCUGAAAUCAAUACCAAGAAGGGCAAGUUCAAAGAGGUCACACGGCCCAACCAGAAAUUCUUCGAAAUGAUCCAAAACUUCAGAGAGACUUUGGAAAUCAACCCACAAUCAAGCAAUGAUGUGAUGGAGCCUCAGAGGAUUUGCGUGUGCGUCCGCAAACGACCCCUGAACAAGCGAGAGGUGAAUAAGAAGGAGAUCGAUGUGGUCUCAGUACCCGGAAGAGGGGCCCUGCUGGUCCACGAGCCAAAGCAGAAAGUGGACCUCACCAAGUACUUGGACAACCAAAUUUUCCAAUUUGACUACUCCUUUGAUGAAACCUCCACCAAUGACUUGGUCUACGGGUUCACAGCAAAACCUUUGGUGCAGUCCGUCUUCGAAGGUGGGAUGGCGACGUGUUUUGCCUAUGGUCAGACAGGAAGUGGGAAGACGCAUACAAUGGGCGGUGACUUCUCAGGGAAGCAGCAGAACUGUGCCAAAGGAAUCUACGCCUUAGCAGCUCAGGAUGUGUUUGCAUGUCUCAGUCACAGGAGGUAUGCCAAACUGGAUCUGUCCGCCUAUGUCAGCUUCUUUGAGAUCUACAACGGCAAAGUGUACGACCUGCUAAAUAAGAAGACCAAUCUCCGCGUGCUGGAGGACGAGCGCCAGCAGGUGCAGGUCGUGGGCCUGGAGGAAGUCUUUGUGUCCACGGCGGACGAGGUCAUCAAGAUGAUCCAGCUUGGCAGUGCCUGCAGAACAUUCGGCCAGACCUCAGCCAACGCCAACUCCUCGCGCUCUCACGCCAUCCUGCAGAUUGUCCUCAGAAGCAACAACCGCUCCGCCAAGCUGCACGGCAAGUUCUCCCUGGUCGACCUGGCCGGCAACGAGCGCGGCACAGAUGUCAGCAGCAACGAGCGCGCCACCCUGGUGGAGACGGCGGAGAUCAACCGCAGCCUCUUGGCACUGAAGGAGUGCAUCCGCUCCCUGGGCAAGAACAGCGAUCACAUUCCUUUCAGAAUGAGCACUUUGACCAAGGUCCUCCGAGACUCCUUCAUCGGAGAAAAUUCCAGGAUCUGCAUGAUCGCCAUGGUGUCUCCAGGGAUGGCUUCAUGUGAAUAUACGAUGAACACGCUACGUUACGCUGACAGAGUGAAGGAGUUAAAUGGUAAUUCCAAGGCCAGCAGAGAAGCCAAAGCUCAGGAGCCUGCUGACUGCUCCUCAGAAGAGGACGCGUCUGUAGACACCAGCGUGUAUGACGCCAUAAGCCACGUGGCGGAACUAGAGGAGAAAGUUCUUGCAGAGCUACAGAGGGCCAACGAGCUAGCAAAGGAAAUGGUGAAAACGUGUAAUGUGGAGGCAGGACUCCCAUACUUGAUAGACUACAAUCAGAAAGUAUCAGGCUCCUUGCUGGCCUUGCAAGCCGCUGUGGAAGAGAGAAAGGCAAGGCUCAACCACUGAAUCAUGCAUCAAAACAGUUGCUUUUUAUUGUCCUUUUUUAAGUGGUUUAUGUAUUCAAUAAAACUAACUGAAUAAAAUGUGUCCAUUUUGCAGUAUUAUC